This is a messenger RNA of Rotaria sp. Silwood2, 3993 nucleotides long. NCBI's taxonomy places the organism in Eukaryota, Metazoa, Rotifera, Eurotatoria, Philodinida, Philodinidae. The record is from the annotation of a GenBank genome assembly.
AUGAGGACGUCUACACGAAAUAGUGAAGUAGACAUCAAUGGUUGGACGACAUUUGAUGUGCCUAAUCAAUUUGAAGAUCUACAAAAGCAACUCGCUACUGGUUCUUAUUAUGUACAAAAUGUGCUUGAUAUUGGUGAUAUUAAUACACGCUUGCAAAAUCUUUCACGAAUUCGAGAACCAAAAGAACUGCUUGAUAUAUUUUCAUUAUUCUACAGUAUUGCUAUUCAUUUUGAUAAAGUAUCGAUUACCGGUCGUUCACAAGCAGUUGAAGUAUUACUUCGAUUAACGGCGAGUGAAAUGUCUGAAGCUCAGCGACGAAUUCAUAUUGGUCUUUCAGCUGAUGAUCGGCGUUUUCAUUUAAAUAUUGUUAAAAUGCUUUCAUGUUUACUUGCUGAAUAUAUUAUUCGAUUUGAUAAUGAUCAAACUAAUAAAUCAUCCGAUUUUGAUAUGCCAGCACCAAAAAAAGGUAAAAAAACUAAAGAAGCUGAAAAUGGUGGAAAAGCAAUAUUGACAUCUGAUUCAUUGAGAGAUAAAUGUUUAAAAGGUCUUUGUGAUAUUCUUCGAUCACAUAUUAAACCAUUAUGGGAUUCAUCAAUAAUUGAUGAACAAUUUGUUAAAUGUGUAACUAAACCAUGUUAUCAUUUAAUACGUCGACCGGAUAUUGCAAAGAAUCCAAUUGUAAAAGAAAAUCUUCCAUUAAUACUUACGAUUAUGAUUAAUAAAUUUGAACAUGCACGAGAAGCUUCUAUUCAAUUUAUUCAAGCAGUUAAACUUUAUGAUAGUAAUUCAAGUUUAUUGGUUACUGUUCUUAAUUCACUUUUAAUUGAUUAUCAAGAUACAUCGUUAGCUAUUGAAUUAUUAAAAGAAAUUUGUGAAACUAAUUUUGUUGCUGCACAAGCUGAUAAUGCAUCUGCUAAAACAAUGGCAACAUUUAUUAUUGAUACGGCCAGACUUGAUCCACAUAUUAUUCGAACACAUAUUGAUCAAAUAACUGAUUUAUUAACAGCUGAAAGUCAUCAUAUUCGUGUUGGUGCUUUAACAGCAUUAUGUUCUGUCAUUGAAAAACUUCUUUCAUCCGAUGAAUUAGAUGAUGGACAAAGAAAAAUGCGUGAUGAUCUUUUACAAAUAUUACGUGAACAUGUAUCUGAUGUAACAGCAUUUGUUCGUCAACAUUGUUUACAAUUAUGGACAUCACUUGUAAUACAAAAAAAAGUUCCUGUUCGACAAUAUAUUCGAGCAUUUGAACUUGGACUUGAUCGUUUAAGAGAUUCAGCUUGUGCUGUUCGAAAAGAUGCGGUAACACUUGUUAUGCAUAUGGUUCUUAAUAAUCCUUAUUUUGUUGUUGAUUCAACUCGAGUUCAAUUUGAAGAAAGACAAAAUGAUGCUGAAACAAAAUUAGCUGAACUUCGUCAAGAACUUGAAAAAUUAAAUAAAAAUAUAAAAGAAAAUAAAAAAAUAGAAGAAAAAAAGUCUGAAUCAGAUGAUGAAGAUAGUGGAGCAGAAGAUAAAAGUAUUGAUGAAGAUGAUGAAAUGAAUGUUGAUAAUAAUCAAAAAAAAGAAACAGAACCAAAUGAAGAAUCAAAUGAAGAUCAAUCUCUACAAGAAACUUUAACUCGUGUUAAAAUUGAAGAACAAAUAAUGCGUGUAGAAGAAAUUGUUGCUUUGUAUAAAGAUGGUCUUCGAUUUAUGGAUUUAAUUGAACAAGCAAAUCGACAUGUUGUAAAUUUAUUUAAUUCUCCAACAUUAGCUGAUUGUAAACAAGCAGUCGAUUUUUUUGUUAAUCUUCGUCAUUAUCGUCUUGUUUUGCCAAAUAUUGAACAAAGUUUACGUUUAAUGUUUAGUCUUAUUUGGUCUGUUGAUAAAUCAAUAUGUGAAGCGAUUACACAAGCUUUUGUUAAAAUUUAUUUCGAUGUUGGACCAACAAUUCCUUCAGCACAUGCUCCUCUUCAUCAGGCUCGUGCAAUAAUUCGUGCUCUUAAAGGUGCAACAUUUUCUGAAGAAUUAUGUUUUGAAGAAAUUCUUAAACAAUUGAUCAAAGGGAAAAAAAUUGCAACUGAAUCAAUCACUGAAGCUUUAUGGAAAUUUUAUAAAGCUCCAUCGGAUGAUCAUACUGAUGUUAUAGCUGGAAAAAUUCUUACAUUUAUUGUGGGAAAUGAAGUCAAUACAAAACUAAAUGAUAUAACCGAUCUUAUUCAAGCUAAAGAAAAAAAUCGUCGUUUUGUACAUAUAUCUUGUUUACUUUUACAGUUAGCGGCUACACCAAAAAAGAUGGAAAAUGGUGUUCGACCGAAACAAUUUCGUUUACCAAAAACUCAUCGUCUCUUUGAAAUUCUUGGCAAUAUUAUUGUUUCAACUUUUCAUGAUGUUUCUGAUCGACAAUGGACACCGAUGAUGGAAUCAGCAUUUGAUGUUAUUUUUAAGUUAGCUGAUGGACCAAUAAAACAUAUUGAAAAUAUAAUAAAAAAACUUGCUGUUAAAACAGGCGUUAAACUUGGCGGCUUAUUCAAAGUCCCACUAUCAUCUCAAUCACAACCUUUAUCUAUUGAAUCAAUGGAUUUUGAAAAUGCUGGUAAUGAAAGUAAUCAAAAUCAAUUAUCUCAACUACAACAACAACAUCAUCAUCAUUCUCAAACAAAUGCAAAUUCAGCAUUAUUAUUAGUUCGAUUUUUAAAUUGUUUAGGAAAAGCAGCUGUUGGAAUUGUUUAUUAUGUUGAUUGUACAGUUAAAGAUGAACUUCUUCGUCGGAAAGAAGCUAAACAAUCAGCUGUAGUUAAUAAAAAGAUGCAGAAAAAAACGAGAAAUUCAAAAAAACGAGCAAAACGUAAAACACCAGAUGAAGAUGAUGAAAAUCAAUCAACAUCAAUGAAUGAUACAACGAAUAGUGCAUCAAAUCGUACGUUAAAUUCAACAAAUAAUCGAACUGUUGAUGAUGAACAAGAUGAUGAGAUGUGUCAGGUGUUUGGUGGUGCUGAAGCUGAAGAUCCAGUUGAUAAUGAAAUUGGUUUAUAUAUUCAAUCAUUGUGUGAAAAAAAUUCAUUGUUAAUGCAAUAUAAAAAUAUACUUGAACAAAUUCUUCUUCAUCCAAAUGAUUAUCGUGAAGAAGCAUUACAAUUAAGUGCUACAAUUUGUUUAUGUAAAUUUAUGUUAUUAUCAGUUGAAUUAUGUGAAACACAUGCAAAAAUGUUAUUUGAUUUAUUAAAAAAUUCAACAUUCGAAAGUGUUCGUGUUGCUAUUAUGGUUUUAAUGAAUGAUUUUUAUUUAAAAUAUCCAUUAGCAUUUGCUGCUUAUUCAAAUGAUGUUUAUGGUUGUUUACGUGAUCAAUCAGAUAAUGUACGUUUAGCUGCAUUAAAAACAAUUUCAAAUUUAAUUCUCAAAGAAAUGGUUAAACCAAAAGGUCAAAUAAGUGAAAUAGCAUUAUGUAUUAUUGAUAAACAUUCUCAAAUAGCUACAUUAGCCACAUCAUUUUUUAGUGAAUUAGCUAAACGACAACAUGGUGAAGCAUUAUUUAAUAUUUUACCAGAUAUUUUUUCGAAUUUAGUUGGCGGUGGAUUAGAUAAAGAACGUCAAUUAGACGAAGAUGAUUUUAAAUGUAUUAUGGAAUUUUUAUUUAAAUAUGUUAGUAAAGAAAAACAAACAGAAAGUUUAUCAGAAAAAUUAAUGCAACGAUUUCAUCUGGCUGAUAAUAAUCCCCGUUUAUGGCGUGAUCUUGCUUAUAUCAUGUCAAAAUUAACAUAUAAUGAACGAUCAUUAAAAGGUUUACUUGAUCAUUAUAAUUAUUAUGCAGAUAAAUUAGUUGAAGAUGCUGUUUAUGAAUCAUUUUUAACAAUUCUUAAUAAUGCGAAAAAGAACUUAGGAAUUAAACCUGAUUUACAAGUUGUACUUGAUGAAUUAUCAACUCGUAUCGAUCAAGCAAGAUCGUCAAAUGGAAUUUUAAUUGCUGUACAACAAGCACAACAAAAAACGAAACAGCAACCAAAAAGUAACAAGUCUUAA